AAAUACGUCAAAAGUUAAUGUAUAAAGUUACAACUAUAUAUUUAUGGAGGGUGGAGGUAAUCCAUGGUUUCCAUUAAUAAAUAAAACCCAUAGAUAGUAUUGAGCUCUUCAAGUUUUCAUCUCCUAUUUAGUUCCUGAAAUAAUGUGAAUUUAUACAACUCGAAGAACAACAAAUGAGUAAUUAUUAUAUUGUAAUUUAGUAACUGUUUGUUGGAAUGCGGACGCAAAUUUAUAUUAUUGUAAUGAUAAAAGAAGCAGAAAUAUAACCUUACAUAUUUGUUUAGAUUUCAUAAAAUAAUGUUAAGGCACAUUUUUCGUUAUUAUAAACCGAAACACAUAAAAUGUUUUAAGUAUAACCCAACGCCUACAGCUAAUAUUUUAAAUGUGAACUCAAAUCUAUUUUUUUAUUGUGAGUCGAAUGUAAGUUUACAUACAUCGACAUUGUACGAAAGUAAUAGAGAAGUGUUUGUUGAUCACGAAAACAGUUUUGCUUACAAAAUACUACCUAGAGAUUCUUCAGAUAAUCUAGUGAAUAAAUUGUCCAGCAAGGACGUUACCUCUACUGAGGAAUUUAAUGAAAUAUUAGAUCGUAACUGGAGAGAUUCAACAAUCAGUGAUAUUGUCAAUACUUUUAUAAGAGUAAAAAACUUUUGUAAAUCAAACAAUAUAACUGUUUCUGAUACCAGAUUUGAUAACCUUGUGGAUGGUUUAAUGGACAAUUGUGAACAUAUCACUGAUGAUGAAUUAAUCAGCUUAUUACAUUGCCUUACUGAAUUUCCUUUUGUCGAAUCUUAUUCAGCGCACAACUUCCAUGAUAUUUGGAGCUGUCUAGACGAUCUUUGUUGCUGGAAACUAGUGGAUUGGGAUAUUGAAAAAAGUUUCACUGUUGCUAACAUUUGGUAUCAAUUACAUUUGGGCAAACUUUGUGACUAUAUUAACAUUUUAAUAGAUAGAUGUGUUAAAAAAGCUACCGUUCUUACAAAAGAUCAACUAGUAAACAUUUAUUUCUAUCUAAAUAUUUGCCGUAAAAGACCUGUAGAUUUUGAAUAUGAAUUUGCAUUAGAACAAUUAAUUAAUGAUAUGAAUAUUGAUGAAAUGGCAGUUAUUUCUAUGGGUUAUUUUAAAACAAAAACAAAAAUCAAAUUAUUACCUAUACAAGAAGCAAUAAUUAAUAGAGUUAUGCAACAUGCAAAGGACAUUCAAGAUAUAUCAUUAACUGCUAUAUUAAAGAUUUUACGAUAUUCCAAACCUUUUAAAUUAGUAGAUAAAGUUGAAAAAAUGACUGAAAAGCUUUAUCCAGAAAUAGAUCGUCUCUCUGAUCUGGCUUGCACUCAUUUAGCACUGUUAAGUACUGGUGUACAAACUUAUAACAAGAUGGUGUUUCAAAAAAUAUCGGAAAAAUUUGUUAAUAACAUCACAGAUCCUCAAAAGAUACGCUUUAAGGAUAUUGAACGGAUUCUAAACGUCCUGACAAUGUUCAAUUUUGUUCCAAAAACAGAUCCAGAUAUUUUCAAAGCUUGCUAUGACGAGAUUCAUAAGAAUGAGAGAAUAGCUGAAACUGUGAAAUACCCUAGAUGCUUAGCAUGCUCUUUAAAUUACUUAAGCUUGCGAAAUAUGUAUUCCUAUGAAUUAACUGAUAAAAUAAUGGAUCAAGAAUAUAUAAUUAGUGUUUAUGGAAAAGGUGCAAAAGCUGUACCAAGAGAAAUAUUUUCUUUGGAUCGAUGCAUAGAUAUUGAUUGUCCUGAUUAUACAGGAAAUAGAUUAUCCCCAGAUUUAAAAUAUAAAGCAGCCAAAUGGUUGACUGAAUUCACUCCAAGUUACGAUCAGUGGAAAAAACUGUCUGCUAUGGAUAAACUAAUUUUAGAUACUAUUGAUACUGUUAGAAGUAUAGUUGGUGAUGAUAGGUUUAUGUUUAUACAUCAUAUUUUACCACAUUUUUCUAGAGCUGAUAUUGUUGUUUGUAAAAAUAAAAAAACUGGAGAAUUUGUUGAACCAGUCGGUUUCCAUAAUUACAUUUUAGGUGAUGUAAUGUAUCCUUUUAAUGAUGGCUCACUUGAGUGGUUCGCAGUAGUGGUUUUAGGUUGGAAUAAUACAAUAAAAGAUACAAAUCUUUGUUUAGGACAUUCUCUUAUGAAAGAAAGACAGUUAAGGAAAAUUGGUUAUAACCCAGUGCUUGUCAUUUGGAGUGAAUUUCAAGGUUUGCAAUCUCAGGAACAAAGAAAACAAUAUAUUUCCAAUAAAAUGAUGUUGAAAGAAUAAAUAAAUAAACUUUAUUCAAUUACU
Messenger RNA from Diorhabda carinulata, 2283 nucleotides. Its product is annotated as FAST kinase domain-containing protein 5, mitochondrial. The record is from RefSeq and is a predicted model, not a curated record. Lineage: Eukaryota; Metazoa; Arthropoda; Insecta; Coleoptera; Chrysomelidae. The coding region runs from base 298 to 2259 and encodes 653 amino acids. The transcript is spliced from 5 exons.